Messenger RNA from Podarcis lilfordi (Lilford's wall lizard), 471 nucleotides. Lineage: Eukaryota; Metazoa; Chordata; Lepidosauria; Squamata; Lacertidae. The record is from the annotation of a GenBank genome assembly.
AUGCCUCUCCUUUCUAGCAUGACAUCUUGGUGUAAGAAGGGGUUCCAAAGUCACUUUCCUCCACUGACAUCAAUUGGAGUUGCUUCUCUGCCUGUCAUGUUCAUGGCAUUCCUUUGUAAUGUCUUGCUGGCUACCAGUGUGUCGUCUUUUGGAGGAGAAAUGGUGCUGCCUCGCUCUUAUUUCAUGAUGGAAAGAAUGUCCUUGCAGCAGUUGGUCCCUUUUCCUUUUGGUUUUAGUUACUUUUCAAGCAAAAUUGCUGUGUUAGAUUCACUAGCUGGUAAAAGGAGCAAGUGGAGAGAGCAAAGGGACUGCCGUUUGUCUAGCACAAAUGUAGAGACAUGGGUGAAAAAUGUAGUAAUUCAUAUCCCAUCAUUUCCCUUACUAAUGCAGCAGCCGAUGCUGUUGUGUAGCCUGGUAACAAUGAAGUGGUGGGACUUCUAUGUGUUCAUUAAGACAAGAGUGCAGUGUUGA